GUGUCUGCACCUGGUUGCUAUCCAUUUCUGUGUUCUUUUCUCCCAACAACAAAGCCUGAAAUCUGAGCUUGAAGGGAGAGAACCGUUGAGGACUAAAGAGGCAGCUAAUUAUGUUUCCUUGCCUACCUCCCGGGCUGUGCCAGAGACACUAAAUGUUCAGCAAUUGCUGGUGUGCCACCCCAGGAGUUGCUAGCACUGUAACUGGCUUCAGUCUCAUGGAAUCCCUUCUUCCUACUCCUUCCUAGGAAACUUAAAGGGCACAGACUUUGAAUACUUUGUAAAUUUUGUAGACCAAAGUGGAAUUAUCAGCUUGGCAGGAACCAGAUGUGAGAAAGUGAUGCUUGCUUGAGAAGAAAUUGUAUGCACCUCCUCCCAGUAUGGCUCUGUACUAUCCAACUAUGAUGCAGACCUUUCCUUAUAACUAUCUGCCUCUUGGGCCAAGUCGACCAUCAGACACUGCACAUGCCCCUAUGAUCCCUCCAGUCCAGAUGCACAACUUCUACAACAGGCCUCUUGCUGUGAUUAUGGACAAUAACAAUGGUUACAACGUAAAUCCAGCAAACCAAGUGGAGUACCAUCACAUCCAUGGUGCAAAUCCUUACUUCUAUCCUUACCCUUUCUGGUACUACCCCCAAGUGAGCCCUCUUCCUCUGUACAGCCCCUAUGCUAACUAUCCUCCUUAUGCAGCCUACCAAAGACCAGGCUGGGAUGUGUGGCCUGAGGGAUUCACCUUGAGAGGAGAGCUCCAUUGGGGUAAGCUUGAGAGGAUUGUGGGACCUAGGAGGGACUUGCCGGAAUUCGUGAAAGACGAUCUCAGAAGGGUCUAUGGCACCUAUCCAAGGACGGAUGUUACCAUAACAUACCACAGUGGGGAAUUUAUUGUGAAAGGGGACCCUAGAGUUGGAGAACAAGAAUACAGGGUAGAGAAGAGAAUCAUCCGAAACGAACCCACCCCAACUGCUAGUGAAGCUGAGGAUAGCAGUGAAGACCGCAAUAGGAAGAAGAAAAAGAAAUCAAAGAGAUAAUGAAAGUGGUUCAAAUAAUACUGACUGAACAUGUAUCCCUCUGUUUAGACCUAAUAUCUGGCGGCAAUGAUACCGAAAACUGAAAGAGAUUUUUCUGUGACAUUUUUAUAGGUUCCAAUAACUUUCUUAGUAGCUGUUGUAUACUCACUAAUGUGCACACAUACUUUUCUCUUGUGCUAAUAGGAAGAUGUUGCUCAUUUUGUCAACCCCUGCUCUUUUUUUGAGUGACUCCAAAUGAAUGCCAGUAGUGCUGCCUUUCAAUUGGAUCAACCAAAAAUCUACUUAUAAAAACUGACUAUGGAUUUCUGGCACAUUAUCUUCCUAGUUGUACAUUACCAUUUUGCACCAUAAAUUCUUCCUGCCCCCCUCAUUGUUGGAGGGAUCUCUUUUCUUUCUUUCCUUCCCCCACCCCUGGCCAAACAUUGGCUACUUUAAGUAAAUGUCCAUAGAGUUCACUAUGGAAUUAUUCAGAAACUGAACCCGAGGUCACAGUACAAGGUGAUGGUAUACUGAAAAUCUGGUCACACUGUGACAAUGGACACACAACAUACAUAAAUAGGACCAGAGUACCUUUAUUUUUAACAUCAGCACAGAGAAACCUAUUGUGAAUUCCACUUUCUGUAAUAUGUUUUAAGCCAUUUGUGAUUCUUUCCUAGUGAGAUGAACAAUUGCUUGGCCAUCAGGUUGCACGUUGUAUAUAUGCAAGACAUAGAGCAUUUUAAAUAAAGGAAAACAAGCAUG
This is a messenger RNA of Podarcis muralis (Common wall lizard), 1766 nucleotides long. RefSeq names its product chromosome 6 C10orf95 homolog (gene C6H10orf95). The record is from RefSeq and is a predicted model, not a curated record. NCBI's taxonomy places the organism in Eukaryota, Metazoa, Chordata, Lepidosauria, Squamata, Lacertidae.